UUUCCUGCUUAGAGGCCAAUCCUGUGUAUCUUCUCAUUUCCCUCUAGGAAAAGGGAAGGCGAGGAUUUUAAAGUCAACACUGAAAUGAGAAAGAAUUCCCCCAAAGCUAAAUUGUUCUGAAAAGUGCCUGGCCAGGAGAAGGAGCAGACAAUUGCUGACAUGCUACGAUACUUCCAACUGUUUCUCCUUGGGUGGCUUGUGCAAGUUUCCAGCUCCCAGACUGAAAGCCCAGGACAGGCAAAAAGAUGUGAUAAGGAAUCUGUUCUAACAAUUAGGACACAGUGCAAAUCCUGCUGGCUCAAUCUUGGAAUCAAGUGCCCAGAUGGUUACACUAAGAUAACCAACAACUCUGUUGGUGUUCGUGAUUGCAGGUAUAACUAUGACGUCAAAUCAUACUCUUGGCCUUUGCCUGGGUGCCGCCAUAUUUGUAGGAAGAACUACCUCCAGCCUCAAUGUUGUCCAGGACACUGGGGGCCAGACUGCCAGGAGUGCCCAGGAGGUGCAGUGUCACCCUGCAGUGGCAGGGGCAGCUGUGAUGAAGGCAUGGAAGGAAGUGGAAGUUGCUCCUGUCAAGAGGGGUUUGGUGGGACAGCCUGUGAAAUGUGUGCUGAUGACAACUUAUUUGGACCCAACUGUUCAUCAGUGUGUAGCUGUGUGCACGGCGUGUGUAACAAUGGGUCUGGAGGUGAUGGGACCUGUACAUGCUACUCUGCUUACACGGGCCCCAGCUGUGACACACCUGUCCCUGAGUGUGCCUCCUUGCUGUGCCCAGAAAAUUCCAGAUGUUCCCCCUCCAGUGAAGAUGAAAGCAAACUAGAGUGCAGAUGCCUCCCGAAUUACAAAGGUGAUGGCGAGACAUGCGAGCCCAUCAACCCGUGUUUACAAAACAUCUGCCACCCUCACGCUCUUUGCACCUACCUGGGACCGAACCGGCACCGUUGUUCCUGUCAAGAAGGCUACCAUGGCGAUGGCCAAGUGUGCCUGCCAAUAGACCCCUGCCAGACUCACUUUGGAAAUUGCCCUACACAGUCAACGGUGUGCAAAUACGAUGGGCCGGGCCAGUCUCACUGUGAGUGUAAGGAACAUUACCACAAUUUUGUACCAGGAGUGGGGUGUAGUAUGAUCAACAUCUGUGAAUCAAAAAACCCAUGUCACAGGAAUGCAAACUGUACCACCAUCAUACCAGGCCAAACAAAAUGCACUUGCCGGAAAGGUUAUGUGGGUGACGGCUUGUUGUGUUAUGGAAAUAUCAUGGAACGGCUCAGAGAAUUAAACACUGAGCCCAGAGGAAAAUGCCAAGGAAGUCUGACCUCUGUCAUCUCUCUCCUAGAUGAAGUAUACGCCUGGCCUCUAAGUAGCCUGGGACCAUUCACAGUGCUGCUACCAUCAGACAGCGCCUUCAAAGCAUCUGAUGUAAGAGCGCUCUUGAUGGAUAAAGAGGCUGCUAAGUACUUUGUGAAACUCCACAUCAUUGCUGGGCAGAUGAGCACAGAGCAGAUGAACCACACAGACACCUUCUACACCUUAACUGGGAAGUCUGGGGAGAUCUUCAGUGCAGACAGGGAUGGCCAACUUAGGCUUAAGCUCUAUGGGGGCAAAAAGAAGGUACAAAUUGUACAGGGGAACAUCGUUGCUGCCAACGGGCUCAUACACAUCCUUGACCAAGCCAUGGACAGCAUACAGCCCACGUUUGAGAGCAACACCAAGCAAACCAUCAUGAUGAUGUUACAACCAAAAUACAGCAAGUUCGUGUCUUUGUUGGAGGAAGCCAAUAUGGGGCAUUCCUUGGAUGAGGACGGACCAUACACCGUUUUUGUUCCAAGCAAUGAAGCACUAGAUAGCAUGAAGGAUGGUACUCUUGACUACCUCCUUUCUCCACAGGGUUCUCGGAAACUUCUGGAACUCGUCAGAUACCACAUUAUUCCAUUUACCCAGCUGGAAGUGGCCAACGUUGUUUCCACUCCCCACAUCAGGAGCAUGGCCAAUCAGAACAUCCAGUUUAACACAACCAGCAACGGACAGAUUCUGGCAAAUGAGGUGGCAAUGGAUGAAACUGAAAUCACUGCCAAAAAUGGCCGGAUCUACACACUGACUGGAGUUCUCAUUCCUCCCUCCAUCAUUCCAAUUCUGCCCCAUAUAUGCAAUGAAACAAGGAGAGAAACUAAAUUGGGCACCUGUGUGAACUGUUACCUGAUACAUCGCAGCAAAUGUCCGCCUGACUCCCAGAUCUCAAGAUUCUACAUACGCAAAUGUGUCUACAGGAGCACACUGGGUGGCCUGAAGAGUGGCUGUGCCCUCCGCUGUAGCGCCAUUGUGCAGGUACCGAGAUGCUGCAAAGGCUUCUAUGGGCCAGACUGUAACCCAUGUCUAGGAGGCUUCUUAAAUCCAUGCUCUGGAAACGGACAGUGUGCAGAUGGCCUCCAGGGCAAUGGCACGUGCAUUUGUAAGGAUGGCUUCCAAGGCUCUCAGUGUCAGUUCUGCUCUGACCCCAACAAAUACGGACCUCAAUGUAACGAAACCUGUCCAUGUGUGCAUGGAGUCUGCGAUAACAGGAUAGACAGUAACGGCACCUGCCUCCCCGGCACCUGCAGAGAAGGCACGGCUGGGACAUUCUGUGACAGGCAGACGUCAACCUGCGGGCCUUACGUGCAGCUCUGUCACAUCCACGCCACCUGCAUCUACAGCGAUGGGACAGCCAGCUGCGUUUGCAAGGAAGGCUAUGAAGGGGAUGGGGCUCUCUGUUCCUUCUCAGACCCAUGCAAGGGACCAACUCGGGGAGGCUGUAGUCAUAAUGCAGAAUGCAUCAAAACCAAGGCAGGGACGCACACCUGCGUGUGCCAGCAGGGCUGGACAGGGAAUGGAAGAGACUGUGUGGAGAUCAACAACUGCUUGCUUCCAGGAGCAGGUGGCUGUCAUGCCAAUGCCACCUGCUUGUACGUGGGCCCUGGGCAGAAUGAGUGUGAGUGUAAGAAAGGAUUUCGAGGAAAUGGGAUCGACUGUGAACCAAUCAUUUCAUGCUUGGAACAGACAGAGAAAUGCCAUCCACUGGCUACCUGUCAGUUUGUUUCUUCUGGUGUCUGGAGCUGUGUUUGUCAGGAGGGCUAUGAAGGAGAUGGUUUUUUGUGCUAUGGAAAUGCAGCCAUGGAAUUAUCGUUUCUCUCCGAUGCAGUUAUAUUUAACCAAUGGAUAAAUAAUGCUUCUUUCCAAUCCAUGCUGUCCACCACCUUGAACCUCACUAUCCUCGUGCCUUCAAAGCAAGCUAUUGAGGACAUGGACCCAAAGGAGAAGACCUUUUGGUUAUCAAAGAACAAUAUAGAAGCCCUAAUAAAACACCACAUGCUGGUGGGCACAUACAGAGUAGCAGAUCUGCAAACCCUGUCACCUUCUGACACAGUGGCAACAUCUUUGCAGGGCAGCUUCCUUCGUCUGGACCAGGCAGAUGGGAACAUCACAAUUGACGGUGCAUCCAUCCUUGAUGGUGACAACGUAGCCACCAAUGGAGUGAUCCAUGUCAUCAACAAGGUGCUGGUCCCCCUCAGAGGACUAUCUGGCUACUUACCCAACCUGCUCACCCGGCUGGACCAGAUGCCUGACUAUUCCAUCUUCCGGGGCUACAUGAUUCAAUACAACCUGGUGAGCCAGGUUGAGGCAGCAGAUGCCUACACUGUGUUUGCUCCCAAUAACAAUGCCAUUGAGCGUUAUGUCAAGGAGAAGAAGGUCUCGACUCUAGAAGAGGACAUAAUCCGGUACCAUGUGGUCCUGGAGGAGAAGCUCCUGAAGAACGACCUGCACAAUGGCAUGCACCGGGAGACCAUGCUGGGCUUCUCCUACCUCCUGGGCUUCUUUCUCCAUGAUGACCAGCUCUAUGUAAAUGAGGCUCCAAUAAACUACACCAAUGUAGCCACUAACAAGGGCGUGAUCCAUGGCUUGGGGAAAGUUCUGGAAAUUCAGAAGAAUAGAUGUGAUAUUAAUGACACCACUAUUGUACGAGGAAAGUGUGGAGUGUGUCUCCAGCACCAGCCACCAAUCUGCCCUCUUGGCACUAAGCCACUAGUAGGUGAUGAGACAAGGAAAUGUAUCUAUACUAUUUAUUUCAUGGGAAGGCGAAAUGUGUUCAUUGGCUGCCAGGCAAAGUGUGUGAAAACAGUCAUUACAAGAGCAUGCUGUGCCGGCUUCUUUGGUCCCCAGUGUCAGGCCUGCCCUGGGAAAGGCCAGAAUGUGUGCUUUGGGAAUGGGAUCUGUCUGGAUGGAGUGAAUGGGACCGGCAAAUGCGAAUGUGGCCCAGGCUUCAGUGGGACAGCCUGUGAGACCUGUGCCCAGGGCAAAUACGGCAUCCACUGUGACCAAGCGUGUCUUUGUGUCCAUGGGAGAUGCAACCAAGGACCCUCGGGAGACGGUUCCUGUGAUUGUGACAUCGGCUGGCGAGGCGUGGCCUGUGACAGAGAGAUCACAAAAGAUGACUGCAAUGGGACGUGCCACACCAGUGCCAACUGCCUUCUCAAUCUGGACGGCACAGCCUCGUGCAAAUGUGCAGCAGGAUUCCAGGGCAAUGGCACCAUCUGCACAGCAAUCAAUGCCUGUGAGACCAGCAAUGGAGGGUGUUCUGCCCAAGCUCUCUGCAAAAGGACCAUCCCAGGAAGCCGAGAAUGUGUGUGCAAGGCAGGCUACACAGGUGACGGCAUCGUGUGCAUUGAAAUCAACCCAUGCUUAGAGAACCAUGGUGGCUGUGACAAGAAUGCAGAGUGCACGCAAACAGGACCCAACCAGGCUGUCUGUAACUGCUUGCCAAAGUACACGGGAGACGGGAAGAUCUGCACACACAUUAAUGUCUGCUUAUUUAACAAUGGAGGCUGCAGCCCAUUUGCUGUGUGUAACCACACUGGGGAAGAUAAGAGGACGUGUACCUGCAAGAUGAACUACACCGGGGAUGGAAUCACCUGCAGAGGCAGCAUCUACGAGGAACUUCCCAAGGACUGGAAAACAUCCCAGUAUUUCUUCCAGUUGCAGGUGCAUGCUGUCCGAGAACUGGCUGGGCCGGGUCCCUUCACAGUCUUUGCACCUUCAUCUUAUUCCUUCAAUGAAGAGCCCCAGAUCGCGGACUGGGACCAACAGGGAGUGAUACCCCAGAUUCUUCGGUAUCAUAUGGUUGCCUGCCAACAGCUACUCCUGGAAAAUCUGAAAUCCAUCUCGCAUGUUACUUCUCUUCAAGGAGAGCUGCUUAGCAUCUCUGUCUCCCAGGACACAGUGUACAUAAACAAUAAGGCUAAGGUCAUAGCCAGCAAUAUCAUCAGUACCAAUGGGGUCAUCCAUGUCAUAGACAAAUUGCUGUCUCCUCAAAAUUUGGUCAUCACCCCCAGAGACACCUCCGGGAGGAUUCUGCAAAAUCUCACCACAACGGCAAUCAACCAUGGCUACCACAGAUUUGCUAAAUUAAUACAGGACUCAGGCUUGCUGAGUACCAUCACUGAACCCAUCCACAUCCCAGUCACAUUGUUCUGGCCCACAGACCAGGCCCUCCAAGCUCUACCUGCUAAGCAACAGGAGUUCCUAUUCAACCCACUCAACAAGGACAAGCUGGAGGAGUAUUUGAAGUUCCACGUGAUCCGAGAUGCCAAGGCUUUAGCUACAGAUCUCCUGAGAUCGGAUUCCUGGAAGACCUUGCAGGGCUCUGAGCUAAGAGUGACAUGUGGAACUGGCAAUGACACUGGUGAGCUCUUUCUAAAUGAUCAAAUGUGUAGGAUUGUGCAACGGGGGCUCCAGUUUGACGUAGGCGUGGCCUAUGGCAUUGACUGCCUGCUGCUGGAUCCCACCUUGGGGGGCCGCUGUGAUACCUUGGCUGCCUUCGACGUGCUGGGUGAGUGUGGGAGCUGUAGUAAUACACCCAGAUGCCCCACCUGGAGCAAAUCCAAGGGUAAGAAGCAGAAGUGUCUGUACCACCUGCUGCAGCCCUACAGGAGGAACCUGGAGGGCUGCCAGAAUCUGUGCGCCCUGGUGGUGCAGAUCCCCACGUGCUGCAAGGGCUACUACCUGCCAGACUGUCAGGCCUGUCCUGGAGGACCAGAUUUACCAUGCAACAACCAGGGCGUAUGCAUCAAUCCGCUCUCAGCCUCAAGACAGUGUAAAUGCAACGAGGGCUUCAACGGGACGGCAUGCAACCUGUGCUUGCCAGGGAGAUUCGGGCCUCACUGUCAGCCCUGUGGCUGCUCAGCCCAUGGGCAGUGCGACGAAGGGAUCUUGGGCUCGGGGGCGUGCUUCUGCGAAGCCGGAUGGACAGGCCACUUCUGCGACGUUCCUGUAGUUUCAGCUCCAGUGUGCACGCCUCCUUGUUCUGCUCAGGCCACCUGUAUGGAGAACAAUACGUGUGAGUGUAACCUGAACUAUGAAGGUGACGGGCUCACGUGCACAGCGGUGGACUUCUGCAAACAGAACAACGGGGGCUGUGCAAAGGUCGCCAAGUGCUCCCAGAAGAACACCACGGUCUCCUGCAGCUGCCCCACGGGCUUCCGGGGAGAUGGCUACACCUGCAUAGAGAUCGAUUCCUGUGCGGACGGCCUCAAUGGGGGAUGUCACGAGCAUGCCAUCUGCACUAUGAUCGGCCGGGGCAGGCACAAGUGUCGAUGUAAGGACCACUACGUGGGAGACGGGCUGAACUGUGAGCCAGAGCAAUUGCCCCUGGACCGCUGCUUACAGGACAAUGGGCAGUGCCACGCAGAUGCCCACUGUGCCGACCUCCACUUCCAGGACACCACUGUUGGGGUGUUCCAUCUCCGGUCCCCACUGGGCCAAUACAAGUUGACCUUUGACAAGGCUAAAGAGGCCUGUGCCAAUGAAGCUGCAGCCCUGGCCACCUACGCCCAGCUCUCCUAUGCCCAGAAGGCCAGCUAUCACCUCUGUUCAGCUGGCUGGCUAGACAGUGGGUGGGUGGCCUAUCCCACGGCCUAUGCCUCCAAGAAAUGCGGCUCUGGUUUUGUUGGGAUAGUGGAUUACGGUCCCAGGGUGAACAAGAGUGAAAUGUGGGAUGUCUUCUGCUAUCGGAUGAAAGAUGUCAACUGCACCUGCAAGGAGGGCUAUGUGGGAGAUGGCUUCUCCUGCAGUGGGAACCUACUGCAGGUCCUGAUGACCUUCCCCUCGCUCACGAACUUCCUGACGAAAGUGCUGGCUUAUUCCAACAGCUCAGCCAAAGGCCAGGCAUUUCUGAAACACCUGACAGACCUAUCCAUCCAUGGGACCCUCUUUGUGCCACAAAACAGCGGGCUGCAGGAAAAUGAGACGCUGUCUGGGCGGGACAUUGAGCACCACCUGGCCAAUGUCAACAUCACGUUCUACAAUGACCUUGUCAAUGGUACCAUCCUGCAGACAAGGCUGGGAAGCCAGCUACUCGUCACUACCAGCCAGGACCAGCUCCAACAGGAGACGCGGUUUGUGGAUGGAAGAACCAUUUUGCAGUGGGAUAUCUUUGCCUCCAAUGGGAUCAUCCAUGUCAUUUCCAAGCCUCUAAAAGCACCUCCUGCCCCAGCAACUCACUCUGGCUUGGGAACCGGGAUUUCCUUCACCAUCAUCCUGGUCAUCGCAGCAAUUGCUCUGGCUGCCUAUUCUUACUUCCGGCUAAACCGGAGAACAAUUGGCUUCCAGCAUUUUGAGUCAGAAGAGGACAUCGAUGUUGCAGCUUUUGGCAGACAGCAGUCUGAGAAUAUCUCGAACCCCACGUAUGAGAGCGCAACCUCAGAACCCUCAGAACCUUCCUACGAUCCCUUCAUGGAUGCUGACGAACAGCAGGUGGAGAGCAGCGAUCCCUUAGGGGCGCUGUGAGAGCCAGAGGGAAGCAGCCAGCCACGGCAGCCAUGUGGGCCACCACAGCAUGGUCAAGGCUCCACAGUAAAUCCUCAGCACCAGAGGCUUCUGACAAAUGUAGGGUCUUGGGGCAUCUUUAACAAAGAAGCUCUCAGAAGCUGUACCUCGUUUCUUUUGUUUGGGAGUUAUUCUGUGAGUGAGUGGGGGAUGCAGUUACAAAGUCUACCAGGGGGACUUUUCCCUCCUCUGAGCCUCUACUGUGUAUCUUUGUACCUUCAGCUGAUUCUACAUUCUUCCCUACAUGAUGAGUAACUGAGAUCCUGUCUUAUUUCCUACUAGAUUGUAAGCUCCUGAGGACGAGGGACUGGCCUCCCUCAGCCUCAUAUCCCAGCACCAUGCCCGGCAUGUGCAAUGUGCUCAAUAAAUAAAGUCAACAAGACAAAGUGAGCAUUUCAGGGAACAAAACACCAUCCCAGGAAAGGAGCAAAUAUUGAAAACAAAAUCCAUUUGUUUGAGCUAAUUUUCAAUUAGCCAUCAUAUCUUGCUUGAUGAAUUCUUGCUUCAUUCAGUUUUGUUUUCUUGUUUGUGUGUUUAAAAAGA
This is a messenger RNA of Dipodomys spectabilis (banner-tailed kangaroo rat), 8391 nucleotides long. It is a transcript of the gene Stab2, whose product is annotated as stabilin 2. Gene Ontology annotation, biological process: cell adhesion. NCBI's taxonomy places the organism in Eukaryota, Metazoa, Chordata, Mammalia, Rodentia, Heteromyidae. The record is from RefSeq and is a predicted model, not a curated record. Gene Ontology annotation, molecular function: calcium ion binding; hyaluronic acid binding. The transcript has 69 exons. Bases 160 to 7809 code for a protein of 2549 amino acids.